GAGGUAAGCAAGUUUUUACGUCUCAAGAUUCAAGAAACUCCCGCCAAAACUCUAUCUCUCUCUCUCUCUCUCUCUCUCUCUGGCCAUGGAGGAACGUCGUCUUCGAUCGAUUUUGUUCCUCGUCAUCCUCUCAUUCCUAGUCUUCGCCGUCGCCGGAAUCACAGAAGAAGAGCUCGAGACCGCCAUUGGCGUCCUUCGAUCGAAAGGCUAUAAUCUCUUCUGCAACGCCAUCGAAACCUCCGAUAUUCUGUAUGAGCUCCUCGACGGCAACGGCGACGGCGGCAGCGGAGAUUCCUUCACCUUCUUCGCUCCCACUGACUCGUCUCUCUACUAUCUGGAUCUGGCAUCACAGGCUUCAGAUUACAUCCAGACCUUACGCUCCCACAUAUCCCCUCAUCGUCUCACCAUCUCCGAUCUUCAAAUUGUCUCUAUGUCUCAUGUGCCUUACCUUGAAAGUCUUGUCCCUCAUCAUGUUCUCUUCAUCGCCAGUAAUCACACUACAGAGGCAAACUUCUCCGCCACUCCCCUGGUCGUCGACGGCGUUCCGAUCUCUAUUCCCGACCUAUACGUGGGUCCCGGCAUUACCGCACAUGGACUCAAUGGAAUUAUUCUAUCUGUCAGAUUUCAGGAAGGGAAGAGCGUUUCUGGCUAUCCGACUAGUCUUCCUCCGCUUCUAUCUCCGACGAUGCGAGAUUUCAUAAGGCCGGCAAGUUUUCCAGCGCAGACUAUGCAAGAUUUGAUAACGCCGGCCACUUCACCAGCACCGAAGAUGCAAGAUUCGAUAACGCCGGUAAGUUCUCUAUCUCCGACGAUUCAAGAUUUGAUUACGCCGGCGAGUUCACCAGAACCGAAGAUGCAAGAAUUGUUAACACCGGAUUUAACAACGCCGGCAAGUUUCCAAGCUCCAGUGAACGUGAAUUCAAGAUUCAGAAAGCGCGGGAAACAUCAUGCUCAUCGCAAGCGCAAGAAACGGCAGGGGAAGAAAGUAAGGAAUGAAUAUCAGAAGAAGUACAAGGACGCUGUGACGGGCUCAGAUUGGGGCGUCAGUAAUUCUUCCUUAUUAUACGCUCGUGUUUGAUGUUUGAUCUUUGAUCUUACUCCGAUGAUUUUCAGUUUCGUUUCGAAACCAAUCGAUUCAAUUUCCGGUUAAAGAUCCAUUUUUCUUUUCCUAUACUUGUGGUAUAUUCAUGUCUGUGAAUUCAGGGCCAUUCAAUUGUUUAGUCCAAUUCUCGGUAU
This is a messenger RNA of Macadamia integrifolia, 1236 nucleotides long. RefSeq lists its product as uncharacterized. Lineage: Eukaryota; Viridiplantae; Streptophyta; Magnoliopsida; Proteales; Proteaceae. The transcript is spliced from 2 exons. The record is from RefSeq and is a predicted model, not a curated record. The coding region runs from base 86 to 1078 and encodes 330 amino acids.